Messenger RNA from Nymphalis io (European peacock), 5612 nucleotides. RefSeq lists its product as uncharacterized. NCBI's taxonomy places the organism in Eukaryota, Metazoa, Arthropoda, Insecta, Lepidoptera, Nymphalidae. The coding region runs from base 173 to 2704 and encodes 843 amino acids. The record is from RefSeq and is a predicted model, not a curated record. Gene Ontology annotation, biological process: vesicle-mediated transport. The transcript has 10 exons.
AUGUAUCUGAAUUAUGACGGUCGUGUAUUUAGUUUCUUCGAAGACCGCAUAUAAUAUGAAUUUAAUUCGCGCACUGUAAUCGAUUUGUUUUCGUCAAAAAUCGCGCCGAGUGUCAUGCUAAAUAAUAAAUAAAUUUAGUAUUUUAUAAGGAGCAUCGAAAACACUUACCAAGAUGGCAAAGGAAAUGAUGAUAGUGUUUGUGUACGACACACAGUGCUGCAUGGCUGAAGAAGACGAUCCCGCUGAAGCUGUGCUUUACUUUCACCCUGGAUGGGUGUCAGACACUCAGCGCUUAGCCCUCGCUGGACAGGUCGUCGGUGCUGCACACUGCAUUAAGUCCCUCUUCUCACAGCCGUUGGCCAUUACGUUGCAGAGUGGUAAAUUUAUUAUCAGAGAAUAUGGCAGAUAUAUUUUGGCAAUAGGCAGCGACAGAAACAUCCCUGACUGGGUGCUUAAGAACCGAGCGAGUCUUCUGACAUCUAUGAUCAAAGUAUACCAUGGUGACCUUCAAGCUCUAGCAGCUAGUAUGGAGGAUCAAAAGAGACUGGCAGAGAAACUCUACCAAAUCUUCGAGACAUAUCUACCAGUGCUUCAAUACGGUUGCCAUAUUUUCCAACGAGUGCCAAUGCUGAGUCUACCGAAGAGUGCCACGUCUAUUUAUAUGGAAUCAAUGCAAAUACUAGAACAUUGUCGUCGUAGUAAAGGAGUUUUAGGAGGUGUAAUACUUUACAAUAACAAAAUAAUUUCGACACAACUACCACCAAGUUUGACGUCAUAUUUAACGGUAGUAGACCCGUAUCGAAUAAAAUCUCCAGCUGAGAGCCUGGAAACACAGAUACCUUUGCCGUUGGGUGCUCAAUUAUUAGUUAUUUACGUCGGAAAGAAAACUUACAAUAAUCUAAAAUCACAAACUGAUAAAUUGCAAGAAUUCUUCCAAAAAGGAGAAGAAGUUGUAACAAAAUAUAAAAAGGCACAAGAAGCAGAUCGUGAUAGGGCGCGCGACUACGCUACAUCUGGUAUGAAAAGAGACAAAUCAUUACUCUUUACUGCCGUUCCCGAAGAAGACCAAUCAAUGAUAUCACCUCCAAACAAGGAUGAAAAUACUGGAGUAGAAAGAAAACCGACUAUGCCCGACGUUGUUCCUUUCACAAACAAGCCAAGACCUCGACCAAACAAACUCUCCUUAAGUUUUAAAACACAAAAAUCAUUAGAUGAAGAUGUGAAAGAGGACGAAAAAGUAUUCACUGGCCAAACCAGUGUCUGUUCCACACCUAUGGUCGAAUAUAAACGAUUACACGGCAACAUGCUAUCCAUAUGUCAAAAUCCUGAUAACGAUGACAAUUUAAAUCUCGAACCAGAUGUCCUACAAAAUAUAGAUAAUUGCACGAGCAUCGUUGGAGAUGAAAAACGUGAUAAUAAAAAAGUUUUAGACACAAAUUAUAUAGGCGAACAUUUCAUCAAUAAACCAGAGCCCAUACGUAAACUCGCAAGUGUCACAGAUCUGCAAGAAACGUUUAGAAAGCUUACCUCUAGAACUUCUUCUAAAAUUAAAAUAAAGAAUUCUAAAAUGGACGAUAAUUCUAGCCUGUCGCCGGAACACAAGAGUCAAAAUACUAUGACAAUUAAUGAUCCACUCUUCCCAGUAUUUAGGAAUGAUGGUGUAGCAAUAUCAGAAUCUCUUUUUAACCAAUAUCUUGAACAGUAUUAUUCAGGAAUCAAACAAAAGUCGAAAGAAGAAAAUAUGUUCAACUUCAAUUUGAAACUGUGUGAAUUGGAUAAAUUUAAAGAUUUCGACUCUGAUUUAAUGAAAUCACCGCAACGAACGCCUAAAAAAGUUGCCAAAGAAUCAACAAAAGCAUUACAAUCGGAUCAUUCAAAAAGAAAGUCUCUUUCAUUACCUUUAAAAUCCUUAUCAGAAAAUACAGAUACGCAAACGGGUUCUGACUCCGAAGCGAUUAGUUUGAAGAAGAAAUUAUCUGGUGUUCAGUUGACGCCUCUUAUGGAAAAAUUAAGCCAUUUAGCUUUUUCAGACAAAUCCAGCGGAUACAGUAGUAGAGUAAUGACACCUUUAGAAUUAAGAGAGUUCCUUACCCCGGCUUUAGAAAAACAAGUGACAUUUUCCGGGAGAACAAAAGAACAUCGCCAAGACGAUAGUGACGAAUCGGAUGCAGAAUCCGAUUGUGACAUAGAGUUGCUCCCAUCCUAUAGUGACAAUGCUGUCAAAUGCGCUCUUUUUGUAAGCGGCUUACACAAUAUGGCAUUGCUGGCCUUGAUUGAUAUGGAAGCAGCGAAUGAUGCUGAUACUAUUAAUGCUUUGUGGGAAACAUCAUUGAAUGCAUUAGGUCCAAUCGAGCAAAAGUGUAUGGAACCGCUGGCAACGGAAACGGACACUUCAGACUACAGCUACCUCGUACUCGACCCAGACUGGGGCACGGUAAAGAAGGGCGGACCCUGGGCCGCGCUCGAUAUCGCAACCAUGGGCUUCAUACACAACGAAUUUGAGGAACGACCGGAUUUGACCGAAUUCAUUUUACGGAGCGAGGACAGCGUGGUGCUGGGCGCGUCGUGCGGCCAGGCGCAGAUCUACUACCAGGAGAGGGGCGCGCGCCAGGCGGGCCCGCCCGCGCCGUCCGACGCGCUCGCCACCGCGCCGCUGCGCGCGCGCCGCCGCCUGCACCGCGACCACUCCGCGCUGCUCUUGUAAUGCACUCACCGAGGAGCCCGACGCCUCUCUCCGAACUCACUAUUAAUACGAGAUUCGAAUUCGUCUCCUGACGUGUACUAGGACUACGAUUCGGGGGUGAGAACUUUUCUCGAGUAUAGCCGAUGAGAUAAUCCACAUUCCGUAAUGUGAAUCCCAAUUUUUAAUUACUGAUUAAUUUAUUUUAAAAAUGGUACACGUAUAUAUCGUAUCUGUGUAACGUUAUAUAUGAAAGAAAAUUUUACGUCUUAACAUUUAUAUAUAUUACGAAAUAUUACAGAUACAAGAGGUGCCAUUAUUUAAAAAUAGAAUUUUCAUCAUUUCAUAGCAUAUAUUUUUCUAAAUUUGUUUUAUAAAUAUAGCUAUGUAAAUGAAUUUAAUCCUUAAUUUACUUAUUUAGGAAUAUUUAUAUUCUGAUGAAAAAUGAAUUAAGAGAAAAUGUAAUUUGGUAGUAAUUAUUGAUUUUUUGUAGAAUUUAGUCAGAUUUCGCAAGAUGAUUGAUUAUGAGAUUGCUAAACAUAAGGACUGACUAAGACUAGUCAUUAAACCUUUUCAUCUUAAUAUGAUCAAUUCCAACUAAUAAUCAAACGAAAAUCUUGCAGAAUCGGUCAGUUAGUUCGCAACAAUCCUGUCAGAUUGCUCUAAAUCCUUCUAUUUAAUAGGAGAUCUAGAUCUUUGCUCAUUUGGUCAUUGAUAUGGACAGAUAAUUUGAAUAAUAGUUUAUAAAUAUAGUAGCCAUUUUCGAUUUACUAGAAGGUAGACAACUUUUAAGAUUAAUUAUUCCGAUUGGGAGUCCUAAAAAUUCCAAGCCAAUUUCAUAUGUAAUAACCGAAUAUAGUUUUUAUAAUGUUAUAGCUUCUUGUUCACGGCACUAGUAUCAUCUGAUUUUGUCGACAACACUGAAACCUACUGAUGCCAAUAAUAAGAACCCGCAGCUAUACAACGCUGACGAUAAUUUAAAAAAAGUUUAUACAUUAUCUCGUUGGGGUUAUGUGUAGUAUCAGUGUUAUUUGAUAAUGAAUUUACUGAGUUGGACGUUUUCGCCUUGUUAAUUAGUUUUUCAUAUUGUAUAAAAGCAAUUUUUUCCUUGUGAAUUAUGCACUGUAAUGAAACGCAAUGAAACAGUGCCGUGAAGACAAUGCAACAAGAGGCCUAACAGUUAAUGACAGAUGGUUAAAGUAGAAAUUAGUUUAAAAUUUUCCUCAACUAUUUGACUAGACUACAUACUUAUUAACGUAAUUCUGUUCUCGUAAUUGCCAAUUUCCUAGUUAGUCCGUAGUAAAGUUUACAGGACAAAUACAUAUCUUUGAAUCCAUCUAUAAAAAAAAUAGAAAAUUAUAAAAGCUAAAAUAUUAAUUUGCUGCUCUUCAAUGCAGCUUUAUUGCCAACAUUCGUAAAGCUUCCUUACAUUGCAUUUAAAAAAACUUCUUAAAAUUAUUGACUGAAUUUGCAUCCGCCCAAAAAAAUUUAUUUAAAAUAAUUUCUCUUCUAAUAGAAUAUUCAAAUCAAGCUCGUACGUAAUUUUUUAAAUUUCCUUGUUUAUAAUCUAUAAAAAAAAAAAUAAUGAUUUAAACAGAUAUUGCUAAGUCGUACAAGACAAUACAGAACCUAUUUAUUAUAACCAGCCGAAUUGCGCAACAAAAAAUUUGUCUUCUUCAUCAUAAAGCUUUAUUUCUUUGGUUUAUAAGCUAGGUUUAAGAAAACUGGCAAAGUAUAUUUAAAUUAAUCUUAAAUCGUAUUAUUCCUUAAUAAUAGAUUAAUUAAGUACAUUUAGGCACAUUUAUGAAAUGCAAUGUAAGGUAUGCUUCUACAAUCAGUCCACCCAUUUUCAAACACAAAUAAUGUAGUAUUUUAAAAAUUAGCCUAACGAAAUUAUAAAUCUACGCUCACAAUUAUCUCGCCACUAGGUAGUAUGUUUCCGGCCACGUAGAAUAUAUUGCUAGUCUAUCUAUGCUCAAUCUUGCCAUCUUGUAGCUUCGUAAUUUAGCACUAUUAGAAUACAUUUUGGCCAAUUAUAGUUUAUAUCGUUCAUCGUACCUGUCACACUUGUUAUGUUUUAAGCUUCUGUUUAAUAUUAUCUAACCAUUUCUCGUUUAAAAUGUUUUGUGAGACUCGUUAUAUUACCGCUAUUGUUUUAACAUUUGUUUUUCUUUACUAAGUCUUUUAUUUUAGAUGUAUGAAACGUUAGAUGUCCGGUUUUUAUAUUCAAGAGACGAUUCGUUUUGCUUACGUUUGUAAAUUUCGUAUGUAUGUGUCGUGCAACUUAUAAGAAUGAUUGCAACGGCUUGUCACUGGGUAGCUAAAAAACGAUCGAUUACCGACAAUAGAAACCGGGCAUAAAAUUAUCUCGGUAAAAACAAAAUAAAAACCUGGAAAAAAAAUUGAACAGGUUCACACACAGAACAAAAUAUUAACAAAUAUCAAUUAUGAACACUUUCUCACGGUUCAUACUGUGUAUUCCGCUUACUGCGGGUUGUUAUCUCUACUUUUGUCCGUAAGUGUUUAAGAAAUUUGAGAUUUUAUGUUGUUUAUUUCGAGAAACGUGCUAUUUUCAUUUAUUUUGGUUUUUUAAACCAUAAUUUUAUCACAUCUCGACAUUCCACUUUUAUAUUUAAAAAAUAUAAACAGAACAGUGCAAACACCGAAUCGCGUCCAAAGCCAAAUUUUAUAUUUUUUCUAUUAUUGCUAUUUUUAAUCCUUUAUUGUUGUUAUAACCCUAUUUAUAUUUGUAAUGAGUUAGUGUACUUCGAAUAAAGAUAAGGAGUGCCAAUGCGUCACAGAAUUGUGGUAUUUAUUUAUAAUUAUACAUAGAUAACGAUAAGAAUUUUAAUAAAAACCCGAUAGUGAGAUUUUGUUAAUUGUACUACAAAAUGUAAUAAAUAUACCCCAAUAAAAAUAACGCAUACAUAAA